Messenger RNA from Photinus pyralis (common eastern firefly), 2194 nucleotides. It is a transcript of the gene Vha68-2, whose product is annotated as V-type proton ATPase catalytic subunit A. Gene Ontology annotation, biological process: ATP metabolic process; proton transmembrane transport. Lineage: Eukaryota; Metazoa; Arthropoda; Insecta; Coleoptera; Lampyridae. Bases 146 to 1990 code for a protein of 614 amino acids. Gene Ontology annotation, cellular component: lysosomal membrane; proton-transporting V-type ATPase, V1 domain. The record is from RefSeq and is a predicted model, not a curated record. Gene Ontology annotation, molecular function: ATP binding; proton-transporting ATPase activity, rotational mechanism; ATP hydrolysis activity. The transcript has 10 exons.
GGUUUUUUACUUUCGCGCAAAAUCCAAACUCAGCUGACGGGUCUUGUGAUUCCUCACAGGUUUACUUAAUUUCUCUGCUUGAAAUUGGGUGAGGUUUUUGGUUGAGCAUUACUUAACGCCGCAAUCAUUUACAAAUCUCGCGAAAAUGUCUAAACUUCCAAAGGUGGCCGAUGUCGAGGAGGAAUCGACAUACGGAUAUGUCUUCGCGGUUUCCGGUCCAGUCGUCACUGCAGAAAGGAUGAGUGGAUCUGCUAUGUACGAAUUGGUUCGAGUCGGCUAUUACGAGCUUGUUGGUGAAAUUAUUCGGUUAGAAGGCGACAUGGCUACAAUUCAGGUAUACGAAGAAACGUCAGGCGUUACGGUUGGUGAUCCUGUUUUGCGUACCGGUAAACCGCUAUCUGUCGAGCUCGGUCCGGGUAUUAUGGGAUCAAUCUUUGAUGGUAUUCAGCGACCGUUGAAAGAUAUUAAUGAAAGCACACAAAGUAUUUAUAUUCCAAAGGGUAUCAACGUACCAGCUUUGUCACGCACACUUAAAUGGGAUUUUAAUCCCUUAAACAUAAAGUUGGGUUCGCACGUGACCGGCGGUGAUUUAUAUGGUAUGGUUCACGAAAAUACUUUGGUUAAGCACAAGUUGUUACUUCCUCCACGUGGUAAGGGAACGGUGACCUAUAUUGCAGAUCCCGGAAAUUACACAGUGGAUGAUGUCAUUCUUGAAACUGAAUUUGACGGAGAACGUACAAAGUAUACCAUGUUGCAAGUGUGGCCUGUACGUCAACCACGUCCAGUCGCCGAGAAAUUACCUGCCAAUCAUCCUCUACUAACAGGUCAGCGUGUGUUGGAUGCCCUAUUUCCAUGCGUCCAGGGAGGAACAACCGCCAUUCCGGGUGCUUUCGGUUGCGGCAAAACUGUAAUAUCGCAAUCUUUAUCUAAAUAUUCAAAUUCCGAUGUUAUCGUAUAUGUUGGCUGUGGGGAAAGAGGUAACGAGAUGUCUGAAGUACUUCGCGAUUUUCCCGAGCUGUCAGUCGAAAUCGAAGGCCACACUGAAUCAAUCAUGAAACGUACUGCUCUGGUUGCAAACACCUCUAACAUGCCCGUAGCCGCUCGAGAGGCAUCUAUUUACACAGGUAUUACAUUAUCAGAAUACUUCCGUGACAUGGGUUACAAUGUAUCGAUGAUGGCCGAUUCGACGUCUCGUUGGGCAGAAGCUCUUCGUGAAAUUUCCGGUCGUCUCGCCGAAAUGCCUGCCGAUUCAGGUUAUCCCGCAUAUCUAGGUGCGAGAUUGGCGUCGUUCUACGAACGUGCCGGCCGUGUUAAGUGUCUUGGAAAUCCGGACAGAGAAGGUUCUGUCUCGAUUGUAGGCGCAGUGUCGCCACCUGGUGGUGAUUUCUCUGAUCCCGUUACAUCCGCAACUCUAGGUAUCGUUCAGGUGUUUUGGGGCUUGGAUAAAAAAUUGGCACAACGUAAGCACUUCCCCUCAAUUAACUGGCUCAUUUCGUACUCGAAGUAUACUCGCGCUUUAGACGACUUCUAUGAUAAAAACUUUGUUGAGUUUGUACCGCUUCGCACAAAAGUAAAAGAAAUCUUGCAGGAAGAAGAGGAUCUAUCCGAAAUCGUCCAACUUGUCGGUAAAGCCUCACUGGCCGAAACAGAUAAGAUCACCUUGGAAGUGGCCAAGUUACUCAAGGAAGAUUUCUUACAGCAAAACUCAUACUCGUCCUACGAUCGGUUCUGUCCAUUUUAUAAAACUGUGGGCAUGCUAAGGAAUAUGAUCGGAUUUUACGACAUGUCCAGACAUGCCGUCGAAACAACAGCACAGUCCGAAAAUAAAAUCACGUGGAAUGUCAUUCGGGAUUCGAUGGGCAAUAUUUUAUACCAGUUGAGCAGUAUGAAAUUCAAGGACCCAGUUAAGGACGGCGAAGGUAAAAUAAAAGCCGAAUUCGAUCAGUUGUACGAAGAUAUCCAGCAGGCUUUCAGAAAUCUGGAAGAUUAGUAACCUUGUAAAUUAUCCUGUAAUGUAAAUGUUUCCAAUGUAAUUUUAAUUAGUAGGUUUAUGCUUAAAAUUUACUUCAACAGUGGUGUUGGUUUUCCCACAAUGUAAAAAUAUCUCAUUCCAUAUUAUUUAGAGGGUAGAACUUUCUUGUACUAUAAGUAAAAGAAAAAAAUUAAAGAUGUACAGUAUUAUUCUUAAAAAACA